GCUCAAGGUCACGGCGUGGUUCAGAGUGUGACUGUUAACCUUCUGACUGUCUGCUUGGGAGGAUUGUUGGAAUCCCUGCAGAUAGAUAUUUGAUCUCAUCUUGUUGGGAAUAUUUGUAUUGAUUCUCAGCGCGCAACUUUGCGUUAGAGAAACUUCUGACUGCAUAGCACAGGCUCUACCGUUUGAGGUAUUUUUUAUUUUUGAUGUAAUUUGUUCUGUUUUCUAAAUUAGAACCGUUUAUAUUGAGCAUACAAUUUGUGUUUUGAUAUAAUAUAAUACGAGUAUCUCAAAAACGCGUUGUUCGCUAUACAGAGGAACGUGGUCUGAUCUAAUCAAAUAAAUUUUGGGUCCGUCAGUCCGUUGUUCCAAGCGAAUAUCGGCUGUUCGGUCGCUACACUAGGAGAAUAUAAUUCUUAUCCACGACGUGUUAAUGAAAGAACUGCAGCUAAUUCCUAUAUUAGCUCGAAACUGAGCUUAUAUCAAGAAGUCAACUUGCGAAAUUAGGUUGUUUUUUGUUUUGUUAGAAGAAACUUCUCAAUCGAUUCAGUUUCUAUUUUACCACGUAUACAAAACUUAUAUUAUUUCCUGAUGCCAUUAUAAGAUACUGUAUUACAUAUCUUCAUAAAAAGGACAUCAAACAAUGUUAUCUAGCUGUUUUUCUAGGUUUUGAAAUUGCUUAUAAGGGAUAUAGUACUCUGAAUACAUCAAAUGAUCCGGAUGAGUUUUAGAAUCGACCAAAAUAAGGUCUUCUUAAAACCAUAUCACCGAGAGCUCUAUCCACAGAAUUGUCGACAUUGAAACUGAACACUAGAUAAGCUUGUCAAACCCGAUGCAUCUGGUUAAGGACAAUCCCCCUGUCCCGGAAUCCGCUCACCCUGCUACACUGAGAGAAGCGGAUUCGAUCGUGGCUACAUCCCUAAGUAUGAUAUUUUCAUGUUCGCUUAGUCAUGCGGCGGUCCCAGACAACUGGAAGCUGGAAUAUAUCACAAAAAUUUUGAAAUAAAGCCGGCUCAAUGUCUUUUUGAGCAAUCGGCUGGUAGUGCUUCUUUCAAUACGCUGAAAAGUAAUUGGAUCUUUGACAUAGGAUGGUUUACGUAACUACUUGUAUUAGGCAAGUUUCUUUUCGCUCCCCCCACAACACAGCUUCAAUGACGGUUACUUCUGCAUCAUCAGUCUGCUGAACGGGGUGGUAAAUAUCCCUCGUUUUAUCGAUAGAAGAACCCAGACUUGUAGUGAAUAGGUCAUUGCUUUGAUCAUGGAACAGAGCGGAUGAGGUACGUGGUUACCUUUCUUCAAAUCCACAAGGCUUUUCAACUAUAAGAUAAUAGAAAAUAUAAUGCCUAUACAAAAUAAGGGAGAAAAUGGAUGCUUAAGCUAUGUUUUAAUAUCAAUAAAAUGUUUGCAGUCAACUCUUAACCAAUCGAUCUAAUUUAUUACAAAUAAUUGAACAGCCACCAUCAAUUGAAAGGGUAGAGCGGAUGUGAUAUACCUUGACUUCUUUAAAGUCUUUGGUAGAGUCAAACAUUCAUGACUCAUAAACAAACUUAAGUUGUUAGUUAUCAAGCCACAACUGAUGGAUUGGUUUAAUUCAUAUCGAACUUGUUGAGUCUGAAAGUAAGAGUGAACUUUGUUUCUUCUCAAUCUACAGAACGUAAAGUCCUCCAAGAUUCAGUACCAAAAACUUUUUAAUUUAUAUAAAUUACACUCAUCAACAGGAAUCGUCUGUUGUAAUAAUUUUCACCGGCGAUGUGAAACUUUAGAGAGAAGGUUCUAACCAGAAUAAUGAGCUGAUACUUCAAGAGGAUCUGACUGGACUUCAAGUUUGGGUAGUUAACUACAGACUUUCAACACCUGAAGGUAUGAAAUAGUCCAUUUCAGAAAUGUUAUGAACUAUACAUACACUUUGGGGAAUCCCCUUUAGAGAUGUCCCAAUUUGCAACAGAUUUCGGUGUCUUAGUUAUAGAAAGCACCUUCAAUAACUUGAUAUCUACCCACACAGUACAGGCCACUGAGAAGUGAUACUCUAAUGACUUAUAGGAUCCUAAGCACUCCUGGUUAUCCCAGGAAGUACUUACUUAAGCUCACUUUCGACACAUGACAAACUGUGUAGUGGGAAUACCUUCUAUCUUUUGCAAUUGGUCGAACUCUGGAACUCAUAGAUGGUCGAGGUUGUAUAAGCACCGUCACAGGAGUCCUUCGUGAGAAAACUCAGUAUAUUCGUAAGAAUUCAGAACAGCAUUUCCUUUCUACUAACUGCAUCUUUGCACUUGCUUGUCAAAUAUACUACAGUCCGUACCUGGACGCAUCGGCGCCGCACUGCUAUGAAACUACUUAUAUUCUUGUACAACCAUUUGGACCAUUUAAACUUCUUGAUUAUCCACACACAUACUCACCAACGCACCCUGACUACUCAAAAUGGAAUUACACAGGAAAAAUUAUGUUGAAGACAGCCAUAUUGCGACACGUUCACUUACCGGUCGCGCCUCCAUAAAAACUUCGGAUUUACAUUAUGGUUCUCGAUUUAUUGAAGAAAUGUUUUUCUUUUUCCUCUGUCAGUACAUUUUCGAAAAAUAUCGACUUUUCUUCGCAACAAAGCUAUGGUUAUAUAGAGAUGCAAAGCUUGUGCUUACCCAUAAUAUCGAUGUUGGAUAAUGGUCAUUGAAGAUGAGAUGACCUUGCGCUAGCUUAAUUAUUGGGCGCCUAAUUGUAUUUCGCAAUGUUACCCGUGACACUCCUCAAGGCUGCAACGAAUCUUCCUAUGCUUGUUGAGUUGAAAAGUGGUGAAACUUAUAACGGUCACCUUGUUGCUUGCGAUGACUGGAUGAACAUUCAUCUUAAAGAAGUUAUUUGUACAUCUCGAGAUGGGGAUCGCUUCUGGAAAAUGCCAGAGUGUUAUAUUCGUGGAAGCAUAAUAAAAUAUUUACGGAUUCCAGACGACGUAAUCGAUAAGGUUAAAGAGGACUUGCAGCUAGCCAAAAUGCGUAAUCGCUCUCAGUCUGCAGACACUGGGCGUGGGAGUUUUCAUAGAAAUAAGGCUAGAGGUCGGGGUGGUAAUGCUCCUAAUACUCGAGGUCGUGGAGGAGCAGGGCGUGGCGGGAGUGUACCUGGUGGUCCUGGUCGUGGUGGAGGAUUUCGUGGUAAAUAAGAAAGUCACUAAUUAUGAAUCUAAAUGUACUGUUUACUAUUUUGUGAACAUUGACAAACUCAAUUAUUUUCUUUCACAGUGUUAUAUAAAACAGAUAAUUUUAACUACAAAAACAUUACUUUCC
Schistosoma haematobium is the source of this 3269-nucleotide messenger RNA. RefSeq names its product RNA processing protein. Gene Ontology annotation, cellular component: U6 snRNP; spliceosomal tri-snRNP complex; P-body. Gene Ontology annotation, biological process: P-body assembly; mRNA splicing, via spliceosome; nuclear-transcribed mRNA catabolic process. The transcript is spliced from 6 exons. The coding region runs from base 2717 to 3145 and encodes 142 amino acids. The record is from RefSeq and is a predicted model, not a curated record. Lineage: Eukaryota; Metazoa; Platyhelminthes; Trematoda; Strigeidida; Schistosomatidae. Gene Ontology annotation, molecular function: U6 snRNA binding.